Messenger RNA from Penicillium concentricum, 1185 nucleotides. Its product is annotated as kinase-like domain-containing protein. The transcript is spliced from 3 exons. Lineage: Eukaryota; Fungi; Ascomycota; Eurotiomycetes; Eurotiales; Aspergillaceae. Gene Ontology annotation, molecular function: protein kinase activity; ATP binding. Gene Ontology annotation, biological process: protein phosphorylation; spliceosomal complex assembly; regulation of mRNA processing. The record is from RefSeq and is a predicted model, not a curated record. Bases 1 to 1185 code for a protein of 394 amino acids.
AUGCCGAUUGAAGAUGUUGAGAAGCUCGAACGGUAUCGCCUAGGAGGAUACCAUCCGGUAACUGUCGGAGAGCAGCUGGGUGGUAGAUAUUCUAUCGUCCAUAAGCUUGGUUUCGGUUCAUCCUCGACGAUUCGGUUGGCAAGAAACCAGAAAGCCGGUAAAUAUGUCGCUAUAAAGAUACCGGUUGCAGCACGUGAUUCUACUGAGACGCGAGAAACCGAUAUCCUACGCCGGUUAUAUAACACGGGGUUGGAAGAAAAGACCCAUCCUGGAGCAGCAUACAUCCCGUCAAUAUUAGAUGGCUUUUCUCUUUCUGGGCCUAAUGGUGUACACCAUUGUUAUGUCACUGAACCCGGAAUGAUGAGUCUAGCAGAAGCUAAAGAUGCCUCCUCUAUUCGCUUUUUUCAGUUGCCUGUUGCUAGGGCUAUGGCUGCCCAACUUGUCCAGGCAGUAAAAUUCCUACAUUCUCAGGGUAUUGUUCACGGUGACUUGCACGAUGGCAAAGUCUUGGUUCGUUUACCUGGAAGUAUGGAUUAUCUCUCGCCGGAACAGCUUUACGAAAAGUAUGGAUCUCCCCAAUAUGAGGCGGUUGUACGUCUAGAUCAGUGUCGACUUCCCGUGGGGGUCUCUGAAAAUAUUAUCCUCACUGACUUCGGCGAGUCUUUCAUGCCAGCUACUAUAGCGCGGCCUUACUCCAACGCACCAGAAGUUUUGACUCCACCAGAGGUCUACUUCGAACAGAGAAAGUCGCUUUCUUUUCCUGCUGAUAUCUGGACGCCUGCGUGUACGAUUUGGGCCAUUAUAGCUCAACGCCCACUUUUCGAGGGAUACAGUCCGUCAGCUGACUGGGUAAUAAAAGAACAAGUCGACUGCCUUGGUAAGCUACACGCGCCGUGGUGGCUGAAAUGGAAUGCUCGUGCAAGAUGGUUCAACGAGGAUUGGGAAAGGAAAAUCGAGGCACAUUCCCGGCCGUUGGAGCAACGAUUUAACGAUUCGGUGCGGCAGCCAAGGCAGGAGUUUAGGAUGGAUGAGUUGGAUGAGAUUGAGAAGGUUGCUUUGCUCAGUAUGUUGAAGGCGAUGCUUGCUUUUGACCCUGAGGAGAGACCAACUGCGCAGGAAGUUUUGAACUGCGAAUGGAUACAGAAGUGGGCUCUUCCUGAACUUUCCCAAGUUCACGGCGACUAG